CUGUCUGCGCCCUGAUAGGAAUAGAUAUAUAAGCUCGCUGCGGGCCAAAGGCGACGCAGUUUACCCGAGAAGGUUACCUGGAACUCAUAAUGGCUUCAAAAGUUCUGAUAGCGUUGCUCGUCGUCGUUACUGUUGCAGCUUCAGCUCAAGCGCUGGAAUGCAUGCUAUGCUAUCCUUCGGAUGCCGGAUGCACAUCGGGUCAGGUGACAACAUACGAGACUUGCCGUGACUUAUCCGUGAUUGGUUUUAAGUCGUUGUGUUAUGGCGCACGAAUUGAAGGAACCAAAGACAGCAGAGGCUGCUCACAUGUACGCCCGUCGGAGAGUUUCUGCAGAAUAAUAAUAAGUAGGGAGGUCGCAGUUAGAGAAUGUAGGACUUGCGAGACCGACAGAUGCAACUAUCCACCAAUAACCGGUAAUAUGUCUAGCUGGACGUGGCCUUAGAUCAGUCAUAUUAACAUAUGAUUUAAGGAGGUUGUCACCUAAUCGCCAAGAUUAGUGAAUUAUUUCUAUUUUUACAUACCUACUGUUUAAUUUUAUUUCUAUUCCGUUUUAUAAAGUGCACAUAAAAUGUAAAAUAAACGUUUGCCUUUAA
Messenger RNA from Photinus pyralis (common eastern firefly), 594 nucleotides. RefSeq lists its product as uncharacterized. The record is from RefSeq and is a predicted model, not a curated record. NCBI's taxonomy places the organism in Eukaryota, Metazoa, Arthropoda, Insecta, Coleoptera, Lampyridae. The transcript is spliced from 3 exons. Bases 90 to 443 code for a protein of 117 amino acids.